CCAUGUCACCGCAUACAGCUGGCUCGCUCGAUCUUCUCCCAGACCUCAAUAACACAGAAUAGGCAUCCUCAGAGCCAACCUGGCAUUAUACUGGGCAUUUCUACGGGUUUAGUCUGUUACUCUUUCCUGUCGUGGCGCAUCUUGGAAGGCCCGAGCACAAGUAAGCCACCUGUUCCAACCAACCACCCAUAGGUUACAUCCUUUUCGCGUUGUUUUCCCUUUACUGGUUUUCCCGCCCAGAAUUAAGUCACGUGACUCAAUGUCACGCUCUAGAUCGUCGGUUAGGACCGAGAUGAUUUUGAGUCACUUUAGAUAUAUAGCAGUCGCUUGCAAAAAAUCUCAUUCACAUCGAUGUCGCCCACUGCAGCAACUCUUGAAUACGCCUCGCACGCACCUGAACCUCUUGUUUAUCCACGGUUAUCGGAUCAUCAUCUUCUAUCAACAAAAACCCCAGAUUAUCUGCGACUCAUACUCACGUCAAAGGUCUAUGAGAUCCUCAAAGAAACACCCCUAGUUUAUGCUCCAAACCUCAGUGCAAAGCUGGGAAAUCAGAUUUGGCUUAAGCGCGAGGAUCUCCAGGAGGUCUUCAGUUUCAAGAUCCGUGGUGCUUAUAACUUCAUGGCUAGUCUCACCGACGAGGAGCGGUGGAAGGGUGUCAUUACUUGCAGUGCUGGAAACCACGCUCAAGGGGUCGCUUUGUCUGGUACAAAACUUGGAAUUCCCUGUACUAUCGUUAUGCCAAAUGGCACUCCAUCCAUAAAAAUCCGGAAUGUUCAGCGGCUAGGCGCCAAAGUCGUUUUGCACGGGGCUGACUUCGACGAGGCCAAAGUAGAAUGCGCACGGCUAGCACAGGCUCAUUGCCUCACUUUUGUGCCGCCUUAUGACGAUCCACUCGUUAUAGCUGGACAAGGAACCGUUGGAAUGGAGAUCCUCAAACAGUCGUUAGAAGCCGAUAAUCUUGAUGCCAUCUUUGCCGCUGUUGGUGGUGGCGGUUUGGUAGCUGGUAUUUGUGAAUAUGUCAAACGUAUAGGAAGCCCUAAAACAAAAGUAAUCGGUGCUGAAACAUUCGACGGAGAUGCCAUGGCUCGGAGCUUAGAAAAAGGCGAAAGGGUGACACUACCAGAGGUCGGACCAUUCAGUGAUGGAACAGCAGUGAAGAUUGUCGGCGAGGAACCAUUCAGGAUUUGCAAGCGACUUUUAGAUGACAUUGUCAAAGUCGACAACGACGAAUUGUGUGCGGCCAUAAAAGAUGUGUUUGAAGAAACUAGAUCUAUCACUGAACCUGCCGGCGCUCUAGCACUCGCCGGUUUGAAACGGUACAUUAUCAACAACAAGCUUAUCGGAGCACAACAAAAAUUUGUCGCUGUUAUCAGUGGUGCUAACAUGAACUUCGAUCGGCUGCGUUUUGUGGCAGAGCGUGCUGAGCUCGGAGAGGGUAGGGAAGCACUCUUGAGUGUCGAGGUACCUGAAAAACCAGGAAGCUUUAUUGCUCUGCAUUCAUUGAUUCAUCCACGUGCCAUAACCGAGUUCAUAUAUCGCUAUAACUCGCCCACGAUAGCCCAUAUAUUUUUAUCGUUCAAACUAGAAACUUCUCUACGUUCCAAAGAAGUAGCGAGCGUUCUUGCUGACCUUGAACGGGAAGGUAUGACGGGUCAUGAUAUCAGCGACGACGAACUAGCCAAAAGUCAUGCUAGAUACAUGAUCGGAGGCUGCAAGGAGGUACCAGAUGAACGUAUCUUUCGGUUCGAGUUCCCUGAAAGACCUGGAGCAUUGCGUAAGUUUCUUUUGGGUUUACACCAAGGUUGGAAUAUAUCUUUGUUUCACUAUCGCAAUCAUGGCGCUGAUAUAGGGAAAGUCUUGGCUGGUGUACAAGUGCCUUCACAAGACCAUGCACAAUUUGAUGAUUUUCUGGAUAAGCUUGGAUUUACUUUUGUAGAGGAAACGCAGAACCAAGUAUACAUAAGAUACCUUAGAGGAUGAAGGAAUAACAUUUUGUGUCUCAUGCUUUAUCUUGUGUUUUGCCUGCUAAUGUGAGGCUGCUAUAGUCAGCAUUCGUCUUUCAAGGCUUUCGCUGUUGUUCACUUGCUGACAAGACGGCCCACGAUCUCUCGGCUGCAUUUGCUAGCGCUCAAUUAUGACUGCUAAAGGCGUAGUCCUUCAAUACGCGAGCUUUAGUCCAAACAUGAUCCAGUGUACUACUGCGAUCAAUGCUACAGCUGAUUUCAUAACGAUAGACCGACCUAUCCAAUGAGUUAGUGUAGAGAGCGGAACUACAAAUAAGCUUAAAAUGUAGUAAAUCUAAAAUUUAGGGAGACUAGAAUAUUUGGCUCAGUACCGAGUGUGGCUGGUGUGAUAAGUGUGAUAGCCCAAGUCUUUGAAAAAAUUGGUGGAGACUAUUCGGUGGAGUGCUUGCCAAAGAAAAAAAAAUGGAAUCUAGAAACUCUGAGAGGAUCAUAUCAGGCUGUCUUUCAAUGCAGCCUUCAAGGAACUAAUCAAAAACUUGUUUUAUCAGCAAAUCAGAAGAAUAAAAGAAAAAACUGACACUCGCUUCCAAGCCAUCAAGGGCACAAGACCGUCCUUGACAAGCUAGUUGGUGUCCCACUUCACCAGUGUCCCGGAAGGUCUUCCGGAUGCACCUGAUGGUCCGUUGACUGAUUCCUAGGUAAUGGCUAACAUGUCUGUCCGAGAGGCCAUGGAUGCAAGACAAUUCGUACGCUAGUAUCUUCUGCUCCUUGGGAAUAUGGCGCCGCAUGUUGGUUGAGGCACUUCGGGUUCUUCCCGAAAAUAUACACUCCGCUGAAGUCCGCCUGCACACUAACUCAUAGGAUAGGUCUAUCGUUAUGAAAUCAGCUGUAA
Serpula lacrymans var. lacrymans S7.9 is the source of this 2856-nucleotide messenger RNA. RefSeq lists its product as uncharacterized. NCBI's taxonomy places the organism in Eukaryota, Fungi, Basidiomycota, Agaricomycetes, Boletales, Serpulaceae. The coding region runs from base 352 to 1980 and encodes 542 amino acids. The record is from RefSeq and is a predicted model, not a curated record. Gene Ontology annotation, molecular function: threonine deaminase activity; pyridoxal phosphate binding. Gene Ontology annotation, biological process: L-threonine catabolic process. The transcript is spliced from 6 exons.